This is a messenger RNA of Hemibagrus wyckioides, 3828 nucleotides long. It is a transcript of the gene sack1e, whose product is annotated as family with sequence similarity 83 member E. Gene Ontology annotation, biological process: epidermal growth factor receptor signaling pathway. The coding region runs from base 1398 to 3206 and encodes 602 amino acids. Lineage: Eukaryota; Metazoa; Chordata; Actinopteri; Siluriformes; Bagridae. The record is from RefSeq and is a predicted model, not a curated record. The transcript is spliced from 9 exons.
UAUAUAUAUAUAUACGUAUGUAUUAUUUUUAAAUAGUAUUAUUUUGGUAGUUGGACUGAAAUGAAUGAAAAAGGUUGUUGAAAUGUCUCUUAUUAGUAAUAUAGAGUGUGUCGUGUAUUUUAGGUAUAUUAGCACCUACAUGUAUUCAUUCAUUUAUUUUAAUAAGAGAAGCUUUCAUUUCUACACUUCCACUUCUAUAUCUUUUCAUAUUGUCUUGAUAUAUUUUUUAAAUAGAGUAUAUGAUACAAAAUGCCAUUAUUAAAAGAUCUAAAACCUUUUUAAAUUAUAAUUAUUCCCAUUCUUAAUGCAUUAACAUGCUAUAUGAACAUUUUUGUUACCUGUGAUGAAGGUAAUAUUAUUCCAUAUUCCAUAUUAGAUGGAAUAAACAACUUUUCUGUCUACUUUAUUUUAGUUCUAAGGCUAUGCAAACACAUUUUGCUUAAGACUACAGUGCGAAAUUUGGCUACUGAACCUGUUUAAGUGGAUUUUCUUGGUUGCAGGCGAGAAAGAUUUAAAUUCCCAGACGCUUUUCAUUUUUGAACUUAAUAAGUGUCGCUGGUUCUCCUGUAAGACUGGCAAUUAUCACACACUCAUUUUAAAGAAAUUAUCUAGAGAUAAGGCCUCUAUGUUUCAUUUUCAAUAGAAACCCUGAUUUAAUAUAAUUCAGUCCAGCAAAUGUCAUCAUUCAGCUCCUCAUAUUUAAUCUGCCCUUCUGAUAUGAGCAUGAGGUGAAACCCCUGGACUAUAGAUGCUCUCUUCAUUGGAUCUCUGGUGGCUCUGUAAGCAAGACCUGUUCAUCUGGUAGAACCAGUCAUGAUUUGUAUAGUCUGAGAGCACAGAGAGGACGAGAGGCACUUUGUGUCAACUGGAGAGAGGAAUACGUACAAUACGAAUGGAAAUAUAAUAUUAGGAAACGCCUCACAGAGCCAAGAUUAAAAGGGAGACAGUGCAGCUUCCCUCGGGUCAGUGAUGACCGAUCGCUGCUGAUUGUCUGCUCAGAGCGGAGGGAUCCAUGGAAGAUGGAUGACUUCUUUUCAGCUGUUAUCAACCCAAGUCUUGCUUUCAGUAUUACUUCCAAAUUGCACAACCUGUGUACACAAGGCAUUCAUGACGUGUUUGAGAUAGGCAGAGAACAUUCUUCGGGCUGAUCGUUCUCUCACAGGCUCCAACUCAAGUUCUUUCACGCAUUAAGAAGUAUUUCCAUUGAAAUUAUUUUAAAAGUUGAACGUUUUUUGCUGCUAGAGCAAGGAAGACUGACAAAGGAAGUCCGCAUGAUGUCCAUAAGACAUCACUUAUUCUUCUCAUAACACCAUGAGAGACAUCACCAGCACCACCACUGCCGCCACCAGUAUCACCACCACCACAUAAAGAGACUUCUGCUGUUAUUUCUGGCCACGAUGUCCAGAUAUCAGGAGACGAGCCUAAAUGAUGAUGUUGUCUUUCUUCCUGCCAACGAAUCCAACCCGGGAUUUCUCCAUUCAGAGGUGGAACGAAACGCCCUGGAGUCCCUGAUCAGAUACGGACCCAAAGCUUUCUACUCCGAACUGAAUGCACAUCGACUUGAACCCUUUCUCUCCUCAGAGGAGGUGAACCAGGUGUCCAACUGGGUCGAGGAACGCAACGUGGAGGUGGUGGAAAAUGGGGGUAUUGCGAGUGAGAACAGCUCGGGAGAGCAGGAGCUCUCGGAUCAGUAUUUCCCUGAGAUUUCAGACACACCGGCUCCGUGUCUGGAGCUCGGAUGGCCGGAGAAGGACAGAUGGGAAGGUGUGGAGAGGGUCAUGAUCUACAGCAAUCCUCCGGUGGAGCAGGCUCCUCACAUCCGUGAGGUGAUCAGGAAGCUGCUGCAGGGAGCCACCAUGCUGAUCGCUAUCGUAGCAGACAGACUCACAGACAGCACCGUGAUCGGGGAUCUGCACUCGGCUGCUUCGCGAGAUGUCGUUGUCUACAUCAUCCUGAACCAAAGGCCUGCACAAGACAACCUCACACAUAACCAGCUCAAGCACCCGAAAAUAUCAGUUCGGAUUCUGGGUGGAAACACGUUUGCAACUAGUGAUGGGAAGAAGGUGGUGGGAGAGCUGAAGGAGAACUUUGUCCUGGUGGAUCUGGAGACGGUGGUUCUGGGCAGCUCUGGCCUGACCUGGAUUGAUGCUCAUCUACACCGGCAGCUCAUCACAGUCCUGAGUGGCCCGGCGGUGGCGUUAUACGACCGGGAGUUCCGCAUCCUCUACGCCGCCUCAACACCCGUUCCUGACUCAUGGAAGUCUGCCAAACCCAUAGAGCUUCCCGUGAUUGAUGGGACUCUUAACCAACCAGAACAAAAUGCUCAAAACCAAGUUCUGGAGGAUUGCCCACCCAGCCCUCCUCCACCCCCUGAGAACUCUCCUAUAGACUGGGAAACUCUCGGGGUCUUUCAGAAGACUGAGGACUCCGCAGAAGACCUGGAUUUGCCUGAGUUUACUCAAGAACCACCAACGUUACCUGACUGGCAAACUGGGCCUCCUGGAGCGGGUGUAACAGAGCUUCAUAUCACUGAAUGGCAAGAGGAAAGCAAGUUAUAUCGUUUUAUGGCUGAGCCGAGACACGCACAGGAUCAUCAAACCAUGUUUUGGAACACACAAAAACCAGAGAGGCUUCCGUACAGUUUUCUAAAAGAACGGAAUGAGGGACAGACCAUGUUCAGGCCCCGAGACUUCAGGAUGGAGAGGAUGCUGAUGGAAGACUUCGGGGCGUUCUCACGCUCUCAUCAACACGACAGUCUACCAAGUCUGGACAGGAUUAUGGGGGAAAACACCAUCCCAGAAGAGACGACACUCGGGUCAGCUGCAGCUCCAGUCUAUUAUAAGAAACCCAUUAUUGUGUGUGUUCCUCAGAAUGAAAAGUCUUGGAAUCUGGGUGACGUCCUGAAAAAGAUGAAUGACCACAGCACCAAGGGCCUGCAGUCAAACUUGACCAAAAACACCAUCAGCAAAUCCAAUCUGGACCUGAGUUCUCCGGGGACCGAGACACUGCAGAGGAGCCAGAGUCAGGCCAAUUUAUACGACAACUUCCCCAUGACCCCGGCUCUAGCCCUGAUGAAAAAGCGCAACGACGAGAUCAAGUCUUCAUUUCUGAGAAAUUUGCAUCCUCUGCCCAGACCCCGAAGUUUCAGCUUAGGCCUCAAGAAAUCUUCUUUCCUGAGAGAAAAACAUAACGAUGAGGACAAGUGAAGAAACCCUGACCGGAUGAGAAGGACGUGACGCAGGAGAUAAUCAUGGUUCUGAGAUCAGAAUGUGCUUAAGCACUAAAUCACACCAUGAACGAUGGAGGAGACGUGUUAAUAAAUCACCUGAACUGGAGAUGAACUGAAGUAGUAUUUGCUUUAAAAAAAAGUAUUUGGUGUCAGUACCAGAAGGACAUGGGGUCAAAUGAAGGAAUGUUUAAUUUAAUCAUCACAUUUUAGGGUUUACAUUCUCCGUGUUUCUUUUAGGUCUCAUUGUCCGAAGCGGGAGCAGAUACAGGAAAAUAAUCAAAGUGUUAUUCUUCUUAAACAACAGCAAUUUAUAAUUUCCUGUGUAUUUAAGCACACCACAUCAUACUUUGAAUCAGUUUCUAUUUUAACUGAAUGUUGUGGCACACCGUCAUUCUCUCACUAUCUUCUCUCUUAAUUCUGUCCUGACUUUAAUUUUGAGGUUGCCGUGUUACAGAGGAAGCUCUUCGUGUGAACUGGUCUGUCGCUUCACCUUAAACUGGAGACUCCUUCCAUACAUCUUAAAUAAAUAUUUUCUUACUGAAGUCUACACCAUAUCAGUGUAAUGUUGUCUGCUGUACACGUCCCUGUUGCUAUGGAAA